AUGGCCCGGCCACAACUGAGGAAGGAUACUCCCAAUUCCGGGGAAAACAACAAUGAUAUCCAUCAGCUUCUUCCACGGGCCAGCCCCAGGGCCGUGCCACUGCCAUCCACUGUUCCCCUGCAAGCUGCUUCCCUCCACCUUUGUCCUGAGUGUCCGACUAUCCAUCCUGCCUCGCCCCCAGCCACACACCUCUUCUCCGCGCGUCCCAUCGAUCCAGCCCUCCAGGCUCCAGCCGGUCCAGUCGGAGGCGACCGUCCCCCAAAUCCAGGGGAAGCCAUCAUCAAAAUACCACCCAGGACGACGCCCGUGUAA
Messenger RNA from Puccinia triticina, 312 nucleotides. RefSeq lists its product as uncharacterized. NCBI's taxonomy places the organism in Eukaryota, Fungi, Basidiomycota, Pucciniomycetes, Pucciniales, Pucciniaceae. Bases 1 to 312 code for a protein of 103 amino acids. The transcript is spliced from 2 exons. The record is from RefSeq and is a predicted model, not a curated record.